CGCACUAGACGGCUGGCAUUUAUAACUAUUAUUACAGUUUAAUUUCUUGUCGCAAAGAAGCAUUGAGUAAUGUUGUCGGUGAUAGAAAACAGUUGAACUGCGCAGAGAGUUCAGCUCAGUCGAAGCAGGAGCAGAAGAGGGCAGAAAGCGGAGAGAUCGCUCUGGCUUUUAUUAUGCUCAGUUUGGUUAGAAAUUGCCAAUAUAACCGGUCGGACCCAUGGUGAAGAGAAAGAAGACGUCGCCCACUACGGAAGAAUAUGAAAAUGGCAUGACACCGGGCUCCAGGGAGGGGAUCGGUGUCGAUGGGAGGAGGAUUCCGUCCAGAAAGCCCGAAGGUUGCGACGAGGAGGAGAGCGCAGAGCAGGCGAGCGACGAGCGCAGUACAAAGGGAGACGACGGAGUGGAAAUUCUUAAUCCAUCAGCCACGGGUCUCAGCCCCGGUUCAGCCUCGGUCCUCCCUGCCUCUCCGCCGAACCGAACCGGGCUGGGCUCGACCCAGCAGACCUCCACGGAGCCCGCCGCGCCGUGUCAGGACCAGCAUCAUUUUCUCCGAUCGAGCGUUCGCCCUCCGAGUAAACGUAUCCGGAAGGAUCCAGUCGGUUCCACCAUCAAUGGACACGGCGGGGCAAAAUCGAAAGGGGCAGAAAAUGGCUCUUCCACCCAGGCGACAGUGGGACAGUCAGGCCCUGUGGCGGGCUCCACGGGGGCAGUGUCGAAGUCUUCCAAAAGCCAAGCGUGUGCUGAAAAAGAGGAGCAGGGGAACCAGAAAAGGGCUCGUCGGCAGUGGGAGUCUUGGAGCGCUGAGGACAAAAACAGCUUCUUUGAGGGGCUCUAUGAGCAUGGGAAGGAUUUUGAGGCAAUCCAGAACAACAUUGCUAUGAAGUACAAGAAAAGGGGCAAGCCGGCCAACAUGGUGAAGAACAAGGAGCAGGUCCGGCACUUUUACUACCGUACCUGGCACAAGAUCUCCAAACACAUCGACUUUGCUAACGUCUACUCCAGGGUGCUGAAGAAAUCUUCUCAAGAACUGUACGGACUCAUCUGUUACGCUGAGCUCCGCAAAAAAGUUGGAGGAUUAAUGGAUGAUAAGAAUGUGGCAAAGCUGAACGAGCUCAUCCAGCAAGGGGCGACCACUGUGCGCUCCAAAGGGAGGAACUUGCGAAUCAAAGCACCCAUGUGCCGCGCACUUAAGAAACUUUGUGACCCGGAUGGAGUGAGUGACGAGGAGGACCAGAAGCCGGUGCGUCUGCCCCUGAAGGUGGCCGUGGAGCUGCAGCCGCGCAGCAACCACUCCUGGGCUCGCGUCCAGAGUCUGGCCCACAACCCUCGCCUCAGGAUGGUGGUGGAGCUUCACAGGAAAGUUUCCAGCCUGAUUGAAUAUCUGAGACAGAAGUGGGCCUACCAUGACCAGCGCAUCCUUAAGAGUCUCAUGGAGAGGGAGGCUCUGGAAGGCAGCCAAUCCAACACGGCCUCUCCAAACAAAUCCCAGCCAGAGGAGCUGUUCCUCUUCCCUGCUGAGAGCAGCGCCCUGACGACACUGCCUGGUGUUGCACGUGUGGUUCAUUCAAAGGCGUCUUGCACUGUACACUGGCUAGAGAGUGGCAAAAACCGGCCUAAUGCCAAGGAACUACCAGCAGCCCAGAUCCUAGGAAUACACACAGCUCCAGCCCCUCGGACCGGCACUAAAUCUGGACGAGGAAACGGUACAGCGCCUGUUGGUGCUGCUGCAUUGACUGGAGUGGGUGACACUCGUCGAACUGAGCCCGUUAACGCAGAACCUUCACUGGAAGGUUCUGCAAAGACAGAGGAGAAGAGGCUCCUGUCUAGUUCUGUCCCUCCUUCCGCUCCGCAGACAGUGGUUCCCAGAGAAGAGGGAACGGGACUUGGACCUUGUGAUGGUGCGGAGGCCGGUGGUGGAUUAGCAGACACCAAAACUACGGACAAGUUAUGUAGCGGCGCUGAGAGCACGUCGGAGCAGUGGAAGGAGGAGCAGAGCACAAACACCUCAUCCCCAGAGGUCACUCCCAUCCCUCCAGCCAAACCCCAGGUGACGGAGGAGGCAGCGUCACAGGGUUCUGCAGCAGCUGCCAAGGAACGGACGGUGGAGCAGAUCAAAGAGGAGGGAUGGAGCGCUCGCGACGCAGAGAACGUUACGCUGGCCGAGCUGUACCUGAUGCUGGGGAAGCCAGGCAAGCUGCAGCUGGAGUACGAGUGGCAGCCUGCGGUUCCUGCAAACAGUCAGGAAAAUGGACAGAGCGUGGCUCAACCCAAGCCCGACAGAACCCAGCGAGUUCUGCGCUGCCUGCUCAGGCUGGUUGCUACAGAGGUGAAUCCUAAACCUCUGGCUCCCGAGCUGUGUUCUACAGCCACAUCACCACUAAAGGCCCAACCGGAGGACCAGAACCAGGCCCUCACGCCUCCAGGGAAGGGUCCCGUCGCAGGCGUUCGCAGCCCCAGCUGCGGACGGCAGCAGACCUCUGUCCGAGGGGCCCGGCUGCACUUGGCAACGGCUGGAGCCUCAGGUGGUCGCAACCUUCCCCGCUCUCUGCUGGGGUCGACGGCGGCCAGCGACUCAGAGGGCGGCGUGUUCGCUGUACCCACCACAGCCCCACCCAACAGCUCACGGCACAACAGAAUGUUCUCCCCCAACAAGGAAGCCGAGCUCGCCUUCAGGCAGCAGCUCGACUCCAUCAGUAUGCAGUCAGAUAUUUUCCUUUCCCGACAGAGAAAACCUCGUAGCAGGCAACUUCGGAAACCACUUGUAGUUCAGCGAACGCUGCUUCCACGAACCACAGGGGACACUCCUCAGCACGUGUGCUCCUUCUCUAUCCUCUCCAACUCCUCCGCCACAGGAACUGGAUCCUUCCGGCCCAUCCAUACUCGCCUGGCUACUGCCCCUCGCCCCCUUGUUUCUAAAGCUCCCCCGGCUGUGCCCAGCUCUGUGACAGCUAGCCAGCUCUCCAGUGCCAUUGACCUGGCUGCGAAGUCUGCAGGCAUCAUUCCUGGCAGCCCCUGUCGGGAGCUGGAUUCUCCCGCAGCCGCUAGCGACACGCUGCUCGCCAGCACACCCACUGUUGCUGUCCAGCCAGACUCGCAGCUUCUUCAGGACAAUGUCCCAGAGAAUGGCCUCCCUCCACCGUCUCCUGGAGCGACCGGUGGUGGCGACUCGCUCCUCUCUCCCCCCAGCGUGGCCUCGCUCCUCGACAUCUCUCUUCCUGGCCCCCCUGAGGAGGCUCUGGCCCCGGGAGAACCCCAAACACACAUCAGUGACUCCAUCAUCGAGCUCGCCAUCAACUCUGCCCACUAUGGUGAGGAGGCCACACUCUCUCCGGCCAAGCUGAGCUCCAACGAAGGCUCCAAACUGUUGGCCUCGUCUCCCUCUGUCAGCCCGUCCCGAGGCUGGAUCCCGUCGCCCAGCCACGACCCCCAGUGGUAUCCCAGCGACUCAUCGGACUCCACACUGGGAUGCCUCCUCUCCAGCAUGGUGACUCCUGAUAAGAGCAGGCGGACCACCCUAACCCCCUCAGGCCCCUCCAGUGGCACAGCUUUGCUAGGUCCUAGCCUCCUGGACUGCAACUCCCAUGAUUCCUUCCAGUCUCGUGGUCUUCCUGAUGUGGCAGAGAUGGACUCCCAGCUUGCUUGUAUGAUGAGCGAGAGCAGCGUGGACUACAUCGCCCGCUUCAACGACCUGGCUCAGGAGCUGGCUGUGACCGAGCCCUCGCUCCCUCCUCCCUGAGGACGGCUGGCAUCGCUGACGCGGGGCUGUGUGGAACGUGGGCCUGAGACAGCUGCCGAGAAAAGCCUGGUCCACCCCGAAAGCCAUGACCCCUGCCCUUUUAUGUGAAAGUGCAAUAAUAUCAGUGAACCUUGACCAUUGUUUAAAACAUGCUGGUUCCACUGAACUGUUCUUUAAGGAGACAUGCCCUUUAAAAAAACACUUUAGAGAAACAAACGAGUUUACAAAACACAACCUCAUGUACAGGAAGAUACUAUGCCAUAUCAAAACAAGAUAUUUUCAUUGAUCCUUCGUGUCUUUUCCUGCUGUGUAUAUGUGUGUUUGUGUGUCUGUCUUCUACAGUUUCAGGUUGACCCCCAAAAUGUGUAUAUCUGCCAAAAUGUGCAGUUUAUCCCAGCAGGUGGCUAAAUAGCUGCUGAACGGGGAUUUGGAAGUAAAAAGCAGUCGAAUGUGACCAGACGUUUCAUAGCGUCUCUGUAGUUACUUUUGUGUUUGUGGUGGUGGAGCACAGUGAAUGAAACACUCCUCUGCUGUCCUCCACUUCACCUGCUCUUCAUCCCCAUCGGUUUUGGUUCAGUGGUUUCGGACUUUAGGAUCCAAACCUGCCGCCUGUUUAGAAUCAGGUUCUUCAUAUCUUGCGGCCGUGCCCAGAAAGGCAGCGUUUGUUGCUUGACUUCCUUUGGUGGAAGUCAGAGUGAAAAGCAAGUUGCUUCAUUUUUCGCUGAGAUAUUUUAGUUUGCAUUUUAUUCUGGUGUUACUUUAACGAGUUGCAGAGAAAUAUCAACUUAAUUUUCCUCCAUAAUUAUCUUUCAUUUGCCUUAUUUUGUAAUUAGUCUGUCCAACAUUAAGUGGGACUCGACGACACUAAAGAUAACUCUGCUCAGACCGUAUCAUCUCAUCAUAUGACAGGUUUAAGUCCUUCCUACGCUGUAGAAACUCCAGUGAACAGUAUGUAAUAACAUCAAACACUAAAGCCAUAGCUGACACUCCAAUUUUUCCUGUUAAGGGUCUAAUUGCUACUUAAACACACUAUAGUAAAUGUUAAUGGCUUUUAAUCCUCAGCCAGGUCUGAGUUCUGUUCAAGGCAAAUGGAGGCUUCCUUGCAGUUUAAUUCCUUUGCCCAUUGUUUAUCAUGUUUAGUAACGUUCCAUUUUCACUGGAGAAUUUAGAUGUUCUUCCAGUCGACCAUCAUCCUCACAGAUAUGCAGUAUUGUAAACGUCUGUUCACAUGGAAUCAUAGGAGAGCUCUCAUCCUCAUUCCCUGGAUUUGAAAUGUUCGUCCUCUUCGAGCACUGAGGGUUUUGACUCUUCAGUGCAAAAAGCUUUCAUUUGUGAAAUGCAUCGUAAAAAAGGCUCCAUCCUCUCACACUAGAUAUAAAAACAAUGAAGAUGAGUCUUUGUAAGGAACAAACAGCAGGUUUUGUCAUUGAAUCUGGCUGGUUUUAUUUUUCUCCUGUUGAAGGAUUUAUUUGUACAAAUGUCAAUUCCAGUAUUUACUGCGCUUUUGUAACAUAAUGUAAAUUGUUAUUUGGACUAUUUAUUCAUAACAUUUCUGAAUGUGUUUUCUGUUUAACUUAAUAUUAAGGUGACAUCUAAAAAAGGAAAAACCUGUUGUUUAAGGAGUUCAGUUUGUAAGAGGUGUUUCUAUUCUGUGUAUAAAGAGCGAUAAAAUCA
Messenger RNA from Betta splendens (Siamese fighting fish), 5410 nucleotides. RefSeq names its product cramped chromatin regulator homolog 1 (gene cramp1). The transcript has 20 exons. NCBI's taxonomy places the organism in Eukaryota, Metazoa, Chordata, Actinopteri, Anabantiformes, Osphronemidae. Gene Ontology annotation, molecular function: chromatin binding. Gene Ontology annotation, cellular component: nucleus. Gene Ontology annotation, biological process: pattern specification process. The record is from RefSeq and is a predicted model, not a curated record. The coding region runs from base 218 to 3736 and encodes 1172 amino acids.